UAUUGUUUGCUACACUACCGCCUUCUGAAGUAAAAAAGGGUUCAGGGUUAGAAUCAAGAUAUCACUUCGUUUGAGUGACUUAAUGUUGCUGUGUACUCUUUUCAUUUUGGAAUGAAUUUAUAUAAUUUCAUUUAUCACAUUCUUCAAGUGAAAUACAAACAAACUCGAUAAAUUUAAUACUGUCAACAUAAAAAUUAUCAGUGGGUUUUCAUACACCAUUAAUAAACGAAUUCAAUAAAAAAUUUUAGAAAUGGCUGCUGCUGCUGCUGCUGCCCUGCUUGAUGAACUUAUGGGAAGAAACAGAAAUGUUCUUCCUAAUGAAAAACCUAAAGAACUUAAUUGGGAAGAUCCUGAAUUUUGUAAAUUAUAUUUAGUUAAAUUUUGUCCUCAUGAUUUAUUUGUUAAUACGAGAGCUGAUUUGGGUGCAUGUUCUCGAGUACAUGAUGAUGAAGCUAGAGAACUGUUUGAAAAAGCUCCAUAUUCAUAUCGAAAACAACAAUAUGAAGAUGAAUUUAUUAGAUUUUGUCAAAGUAUGUUAAAUGAGGUCGAAAGAAAAAUAAUAAAGGGAAAACAACGAUUAGCUCUUAUUGGAAGAACUGAAGCGCCUACUUUAACACCAGCACAAACUCAGAGAAAUGAAGAACAAAUUGCACUUUUAACUGAGAAAAUUAAUAAAUUAGUAGAAGAAGCAGAACAAAGUGGUAUACAAGGUAAUGUGGAACAAGCUCAAGGUUUAAUGAGAUUAUGUGAUCAAUUAAAAGAAGAACGAGAAACAUUAAGGAAAUCUAAUGACAAUAGUCAUUAUAAUCAGACUGCCGAAUUAGCUGCUGCACAAGAAAAACAAAUGGAAGUAUGUGACGUAUGUGGUGCAUUUCUUAUUGUUGGAGAUGCACAACAACGAAUUGAUGAUCAUCUAAUGGGUAAACAACAUGUUGGAUAUGCUAGACUAAAGAGUGCUCUUCAAGAAAUUAUGAGUAAACGUGAAAAAGCUAGAGAUGAAAAAGAACAAAGAAGAGAAGAAGAUAGGAAACAAAGAGCACGUGCCAAUGAAGAACUUGAUAGACGAAGAAGAGAUGAUCGAGAUAGAGAUAGAGAAAGAGAUAAACGCCGUAGACGUGAUGACGAUAAAGGCAGACAUGAUUCAGGCAGUCAUAGAAAUUCGGGACACAGAAGUAGAAGUAGAUCAAGAGAUAAACAUGAGAGACAUCGAGAUGAUGAUCACCGACGUCAUACACGAGAUAAAGGAAAUCGUGAUCAUCGAAGCUCGAGUCAUCACAACCGGCGACGCCAUCGAUCUAGAAGUCGAAGUCACAAGUAACAACUCUUGAUUGGUUAGUGAGUGAGAAGUAAGCCAGGUAUGCACUAAACAAUAUAGCAUAUUCGUCUCAAUUACUGUACAGGUUCUUUACCAGGUGAGUUUCAUUAGAUGCACAUAAUAUAUACAUGAUAAUUAUCUGUAAUUUUGAAGAAUGGCAUAGUCACAGCGAGCCAGUCUCUGGUCCUGCCUAUUAAUCGGAGAAACACUUGUACUAAAUUUCAUAUGGACCUGUUUGUACAGCGUUUAAUUUUGAAAGUGACGAGCUUGCUCUAUGUAACGUAUUACUGAAAAACGGUGCAUCGAGGUAAUGUCGAGCAAGGAAUAGUAAUAUUGUUCCCAUACGAAAGGUAUUUUUAUCAUGUAGUAUUAUAGAUAUUGUCUACAGAGCAAGAUAGGAGAAGGUAUACCUAUGCUUGCUUUGAUCGGUAUAAUGUCUUCAUAGGGUAAAUCAAUUAUAUAAUUUCAACGACUGCAUAGCUUUUUUGUCGAAAAGAAAUUAGUGGUUUAGUGGAGGAAACAGUGCCUACUUCCGUAGACCUGCCACAACAGUGCCCUGUGUGACUGUGACUAUACAAUCCUAGCUUCUACUACGCAUUUCUGAGGUAUUUAUAUCGGAAUGAUAAUACCAAACAUGUCCUUUUAUUAGGAAAGUUAGACAUUUUCAAAAUGGUGAUCUUUAUUUUCGACGAUAUUCGAGUGCUUAUAAAGUUAUAAAGUUAUGAUAAUAAUCUCCUACUCUUACUUUCCUUAUUCCCUGAUUGCAAUUUAUUGGAGCAUAUUCUAUUUAAAAUUGAAAAAUUAUCAAUUAGUCAGGGAAGAUUUCUGCUAUGAACUCAAAAGGAACAAUUUUAAUAUUUGAAUUUAAGACAAUAAAGCAAUAGUUUAUAACAGAUUCAUAUGUAUAGUCCAGAAAUGUAUAUUUAUUUAACAGCCAUGUGGCUAUUAUUGAUUCAGAAUGUAAUUUUGGCAUAUAGUCUUAUCGUCGUCAUUUGAACUUUAUUUGUAAAAGUUCGAGUAAUAUGUAUCAUAUGAUGCAUUCUUCCCUUUGCAUGCAUUUUUUCUCCAUUAUUUUUAGUUUUGAGAGACAGGACAUGGCGAAGCUCGGUCAAAUUUUUCUAUUAGAAAGUUGUAUACAUAUAAAUCUCAUAGUAUCAUGGUACAGCGAUUUGAAGGUUGAUGACAGGUCACGUGGAAUGUGUCUUAUGGUGCUCCGAGGACAUCUCCUUUAAUCAUAUCUUAUUCUUUUGUCGCGUCCUUCAUUUCGGCUUAUAGAGAACUCAUACUUUAUGCGCGUACUACAUUUGUGUAUUCAUAUUAAAUCAUAAUAAAUCAUUUAUAUACAUUUAA
This is a messenger RNA of Apis dorsata (giant honeybee), 2665 nucleotides long. Its product is annotated as luc7-like protein 3. Gene Ontology annotation, molecular function: mRNA binding. Bases 251 to 1318 code for a protein of 355 amino acids. Gene Ontology annotation, cellular component: U1 snRNP; U2-type prespliceosome. The record is from RefSeq and is a predicted model, not a curated record. Gene Ontology annotation, biological process: mRNA splice site recognition. The transcript is spliced from 7 exons. NCBI's taxonomy places the organism in Eukaryota, Metazoa, Arthropoda, Insecta, Hymenoptera, Apidae.